AUGCGAAACCAAAGACCCCGUUCUUCUGUACGUAUGGAAUCCGAGAACCAUGAACAUGGACACACUGUUGACAUAUCUGCAGCUCUUCCAUCUGAAGAGAACAACAGGCAAACUGUAAGCAAGGUUUGUGGUGGAGCACCAUGUGGAUUCUCAGACUCAAAAACCACCUCCAGGGAGGCAAAAGAAAGAUCAGCAUCAAUGUGGAAGCUCUGGUGCGGAGUGAUCCUGUGUGUGAUAUUUAUGAGUGUGGAAGUUGUAGGUGGAAUCAAAGCAAACAGUCUUGCAAUUCUUACAGAUGCAGCCCAUCUGUUAUCAGAUGUUGCAGCUUUUGCAAUCUCUCUGUUCUCUGUUUGGGCUUCUGGAUGGGAAGCCACACCCAGGCAAUCUUACGGGUUUUUCAGGAUUGAAAUCCUUGGGACUUUAGUUUCGAUCCAAAUCAUUUGGUUGUUAACUGGAAUCCUUGUUUAUGAAGCCAUUGAUCGUCUCCUUCAUGGCACUGUUGAUGUCGAAGGCAGUCUAAUGUUUGGCAUCGCGUCAUUUGGCUUGAUUGUCAACAUUCUCAUGAUGUUCAUACUAGGCCAUGAUCAUGGCCAUAGCCAUGGACAUGGACAUAGCCAUGGACAUGGACAUGAUCAUGAUCAUGAUCAUGGCGAAGAUGAUAUACAUAUCCAUGGAGUUAGUGUCACAACCCACGAACAUCAUGGUCAUGGUCAUGGUCAUGGUCAUGAUCAUGGUCAUGGUCAUGGUCAUGGUCAUGAACAUGAUCAUGAUGAAGGACAUAAUGAGCCUCUAUUGAAAACCUACUCAUCAAAAGAAACGAAGAAAAGGGGGAAUAUAAAUGUGCAAGGUGCGUAUCUUCAUGUUUUAGGGGAUUUAAUACAGAGUAUCGGGGUAAUGAUAGGGGCAGGGGUAAUAUGGUACAAACCAAGCUUAAAAGUAAUAGAUCCGAUAUGUACUUUGCUGUUUUCGGUGAUUGUUCUGUAUACAACAAUCAAUAUGCUUCGGGACAUAUUGGAGGUGUUAAUGGAGAGCACACCAAGAGAAAUCGAUGCAACAAGUCUUGAAAGAGGGCUUUGUGAAAUAGAAGAAGUGGUUGCGAUUCAUGAGUUGCAUAUUUGGGCAAUUACUGUUGGGAAAGUGUUGUUGGCAUGCCACGUCAGGAUUAGGCCUGAAGCUGAUGCUGAUAUGGUUCUUGAUAAGGUCGUGGAUUAUAUCAAAAGAGAGUAUAACAUCAGCCAUGUCACCAUUCAGAUUGAAAGAGAAUAA
Messenger RNA from Lactuca saligna, 1266 nucleotides. The record is from the annotation of a GenBank genome assembly. NCBI's taxonomy places the organism in Eukaryota, Viridiplantae, Streptophyta, Magnoliopsida, Asterales, Asteraceae.